Messenger RNA from Sclerotinia sclerotiorum 1980 UF-70, 303 nucleotides. RefSeq lists its product with no specific name. The record is from RefSeq and is a predicted model, not a curated record. Bases 1 to 303 code for a protein of 100 amino acids. The transcript has 2 exons. Lineage: Eukaryota; Fungi; Ascomycota; Leotiomycetes; Helotiales; Sclerotiniaceae.
AUGGUUUACGCGGUGUUCAAACCCUUGUACAUGAACGUUCGGUCGAUUCUACCGAGUCGUACACGCUGGUUUGCUUGCCACAAAGAUCGAGCUAAAAGGCUGAGUUCGUGUUGCUGCGGAUGCUUCAGCGGGUACGCCUUCAAUAUACCCUUGCAUCUCCAACUUUUCCAGUACCCCAGCAGUGCAGGUGGAAGAAACGCCUUAUUGACAGGGUUAUUGGUUCGAUCCAAGGGUAUUCCGAAAUCUCUUCAAGGAUAUCAAGCCGUCAUGCUACCAGGGUCAUCAGUUUGGGUCGUGUGCUAG